AUGGCGAAGAACGACAAAUCAAGAGAAGCUCAGAAAUUGGUGUGGGAAGGAGCCAUACCUCUUCAAAUUCAUCUCCAUGAAUCCGAAGUCACCACUCUUCCUCCCCCUUCCCCUGCUAUGAUUUUGGCUCCUCGUAUAGGAUAUCUGCCCCUGUUAGUAUCGCAGAUCAAGCCGUACUUCAGUAGUACACUUCCUCCAGGUGUCGACACCGUAUGGUUCGAGUACAAAGGACUACCUCUUAAGUGGUAUAUACCAACGGGGGUUCUUUUUGAUCUUCUUUGUUCCGAACCGGAGAGGCCUUGGAAUCUAACGGUCCAUUUUAGGGGAUAUCCUGGAAAUGUCUUGAGUUCUUGUGAAGGUGAAGAUAGUGUGAAAUGGAGCUUCAUUAAUUCGUUGAAAGAGGCUGCGUAUAUAAUCAAUGGGAACUGCAAAAAUGUUAUGAAUAUGUCACAACAUGAUCAGUCAGAACUUUGGCGCUCUGUCUUAAAUGGUAACUUGGAAUCAUACCUACAUUUUGCAUCAAAACUGAAAUUUGGCUUUACUGCGGAUGACCUGUCAAUGAAGUUGAACAUAUCCUCUUUAAAAUCUCGGGAGGCUUCUACUGAGGCAGAUGCUAGUGGACCAACUAAAGCAGGUAGAAUUCCAAUUAGGUUGUACAUCCGAAGUUUCAAUGAAGAUUUUGAUGACUUGGAGGAUUUACCUGUGAUUGAUAGUUGGGACAAUAUAUCUUAUAUAAACCGCCCGGUUGAGAUUAAUGAUGACGGCAAUUGCUUCACUUUGGGUGAUGCCAUCAAAUCUCUUUUGCCUGAGUUUUUCCCCAACAAAACUUUGCCCAAGGAUAGUGCUUGUUCGCCAAAUGUGAAGGAAAACGAGAAAUUAGAACCUGAAGCGGCAGGCAGUGGUGCUACUGGCACUGAUGAAGCAGAAGAAAUGUUACAGGAACGUCUAAAAUCUUGCUCACUGUCGGACACACCUGAACUAAAGCUAAUUCGCAUUCAGGGCAUCGAACCAAAAUUGGAGAUUCCCUUUGCUUGGGUGGUAAACAACCUAAUGAAUCCCGAGCACUACAUUCACAUCAUUGUAUAUGUCAGAGUUGGAUAA
Molecule: messenger RNA, 1101 nt
Organism: Oldenlandia corymbosa var. corymbosa
Lineage: Eukaryota; Viridiplantae; Streptophyta; Magnoliopsida; Gentianales; Rubiaceae
Source: the annotation of a GenBank genome assembly